AGUAUUACGAACGUCAGUUCCAAACAAAAAAAAAAGGAAAAAAAAUUUGGAAAUUCAUUUAGAACCUUUUAUUUUAUAAUUACUGGAUUUUUUGGUGAUCCAAUAUGCUCUACAGGCAGUUCUGCUCUCAAGCCUAAUCCAAAUCUCUGUUUCUUCAGAAUGAUGGAAGUAGCUAACUGGUUGACCUUGGGACUCCUCUUAACUCUAAUUUUUCUCUCGAAAUUUAUUUUCUCAAAAUAUGAAAACAACAAAAACUACCCUCCUACUCCUCCUUCUCUUCCGAUCAUCGGCCAUCUCCACUUGCUGAAAGAACCAGUUCAUCGAGCUCUUCACGACCUUUCAGCAAAAUAUGGUGACGUCUUACUUCUCCGAUUUGGGAUUUGUAAAGUUCUACUGGUCUCCUCACCAGCUGCAGUUGAAGAGUGCUUUACAAAAAAUGACGUCAUCUUUGCUAAUCGCCCACGCUGGCUUGCCGGAAAACACCUCAAUUACAAUUACAGAACAGUAGGAACGACCCCCUAUGGUGCACGGUGGCGCAAAAUUAGGCGCCUUUUAGCUUUAGAGGUUUUCUCUACAUCUAGACUUGCCAUGUUUGCGAACAUUCGUCAAGAGGAAGUUCAGUUGUUGCUAAAGGAAUUAUUUCAGCACUCAAUUGGUAAAAAAGAGGCCGUGAAAGCGAACCUUUCUUCGAAAUUUGUGGAUCUCUCUUUUAAUGUGAUGAUGAGAAUGGCUGCAGGAAAACGUUAUUAUGGAAAGGAUGUAAUAGACAAACGGGCAAGUGAAUUUCGUGAUAUUAUAAGAGAAUUUGCGGAGAUUCAUGGAAUUAUGAAUUUGAAUGAUCUUUUGCCAGUGCUACAGUUGAUUGAUUUUCAAGGCGUGGAGAAAAAAAUGAAAGGAGUGAUGAAGAAAAUGGACACCUUCUUACAGUGUCUUGUUGAUGAGCAAAGGAAAAUUAGGAGUACUGAAUCUGCAUGUAAUAAUGAAAGAACGAUGACUCUGAUUGAUGUUUUGUUAUCUUUACAGGAAAUAGAACCAGAAUUCUAUACCGAUGUGAACAUCAAAGCUGUUGUUCUGGUUCUGCUGGUGGCUGGAAGUGAAAGUUCAGCAACUACAAUGGAAUGGACAAUGUCACUUCUCCUCAACCAUCCAGAAACUAUGAAAAAGGUUGUGACUGAGAUAGACACUUAUGUUGGAUUCAACCGUCUAUUGGAUGAAACAGACUUAUCGAAGCUAACUUACCUGCAAAAUGUAAUCAAUGAAACAUUUCGGCUAUAUCCAACAUUUCCUCUUCUACUACCACAUGAAUCGUCGGAUGACUGUAGCAUCUGUGGUUUUGAUGUGCCGAAAGGCACAGUGUUACUUGUCAAUUUGUGGACUAUUCACAGAGACCCCAAGCUGUGGGUAGAGCCAACCAAAUUUUUGCCAGAGAGAUUUGAAAGUGAAGAGAGUGACGGUUAUAAGUUAAUUCCAUUUGGUAUUGGAAGGCGGGCUUGUCCUGGAGCUGUUCUAGCGAGGAAAGUGAUGGUAUUAGCAUUAGGUGCUCUGAUUCAGGCUUUUGAAUGGGGUAGGAUUAACAACGAGGAGAUCAAUAUGGCACAAGGAAAUGGACUGACAAUGCCCAAAGCUGAGCCCUUGGAGGCUAUGUGUAAACCUCGCCAAGCCAGAGUCGGUCUUCUCUCGGCUCUGUAAAUUGUAUGAUGAAGAAAUUUUCUAUUGCGUACAAGGAAAACGGUAAUUUGCUUAGCAAAUUAUAUAUUUACAUAGGUUAUUAUCAUAUAUAUAUAGUAAAAACACCAGGUUAAAUCUAUUUUGAAUACUUCAUUACGAAUUAUUUUCACUUUUUAUUUAGAAUUUGUACUUCAAAAGAUUAUACAAUAUAGUUACAAUAACCAUCAA
Messenger RNA from Jatropha curcas, 1896 nucleotides. RefSeq names its product cytochrome P450 81Q32. The record is from RefSeq and is a predicted model, not a curated record. NCBI's taxonomy places the organism in Eukaryota, Viridiplantae, Streptophyta, Magnoliopsida, Malpighiales, Euphorbiaceae. Gene Ontology annotation, molecular function: oxidoreductase activity, acting on paired donors, with incorporation or reduction of molecular oxygen; heme binding; iron ion binding.